GCUGUUUAGAUAAGAACACUUGACAAUUGACUGCCACCGUUGCAGCAGGACAUCAUGGCAGAUCUUGGCGUCAGAGCAGGAGACACUGUGCUGUUUGUUUGGGCCCAGCCCUCAGCACCUGCAGCCCUGAAACAAUAUGCAGAGGAGCUGGGUGCUGCUGUUGGUGCACAUGGAAGAGUGUCAGUGGAGAACAUGGAAAGACUGUUGCUAUCCUCCCAUUCUGCGUCCACCUUCGACUGGGUGCUCUCCAGCCUGUUGGCCGACAGCUCCUCCGUCCACAGCUUAGAGACUCUGGCUGAGAUGGCCCGAUUGCUCAAACCUGGUGGGAAGAUAGUUCUGGAUGAAGCAAUUACUGGAGCUGAGACACAGAGUGUGAGGACUGCUGACAAGCUGACAUCAGCUCUGAAGUUGUCGGGCUUCAUGUCUGUGACAGAGGUCAGUAAAGCAGAAUUGAGUCAAGAGGCUUUGAGCUCGCUCAGGACGGUCACCAGUUACCAAGGAAACACGCUGUCUAGACUCCGCAUAUCUGCCUCCAAACCCAGCUAUGAGGUUGGAUCAUCCAGCCAGAUUAAACUGUCAUUCGGGAAAAAAACACCCAAGCCAGCAGAGAAACCUGCUCUGGAUCCCAACACUGUCAAGAUGUGGACACUGUCAGCCAAUGACAUGAAUGACGAUGAUGUGGACAUGUUAGACUCUGAUGCUCUGCUGGACGAAGAUGACUUGAAGAAACCGGAUCCAGCUUCCCUUCGGGCCCCCAGCUGUGGAGAAGGAGCUGAAAAGAAGAAGAAAGCCUGCAAAAACUGCACGUGUGGUCUUGCUGAAGAGUUGGAUCAGGAGAGUAAAGGACAACAAAAGACAGACCUCCCAAAGUCUGCCUGUGGAAGUUGUUACCUUGGUGAUGCGUUCCGAUGUGCCAGCUGUCCGUACAUGGGGAUGCCAGCGUUCAAGCCCGGACAGAAGAUCGUAUUGGACAACACUUCGCUGACGGACGCUUGAUACCGCAGAGUUCACACCUUUAUCCCAUAUGCUUCAUACCAUCACAUUCCCUAUCGUUCCCUCCAUCCUGAGAUGGCCCUGAAGAAAACACUGGCUCUGCAACAGGGACUUGUGUAAAAACGUCCUCUUCUUUGGACAUCACUUCUGAUCCUUGUCUGUCUUGAGCUCAGUGGGCAGGCUUCUGUUUGAUGUGAUAAGUUUCAAAUUACAAUCCAUAUCCAUCCAGUGUUGAUCGCCAUACUGUUUGUUAUAUCACAACAGUGGCAACAGGAAGUAGCUUCUCAAAGAAUGUCUUAGUUUGAGUUGGCUUUGCAGCUUUGACAGUGUGAAAACUGAAAUCACCUGGAACGUUUAAAUGCACUGAAUAGUUCUGUUCAUUUGCAUCUGAUGAUUGAUGUAGUAAUAGUAUACACAACUAUAGAGAAUAUAAAACUUGUUCACCAAAACAAUUGAUGCAUAGAGAUACAGAUGUACUUCAAGCUUAUUUGUGUAUAUAAAGGCAAACAGUUUGGCAAUAA
Molecule: messenger RNA, 1514 nt
Organism: Limanda limanda (common dab)
Lineage: Eukaryota; Metazoa; Chordata; Actinopteri; Pleuronectiformes; Pleuronectidae
Gene: ciapin1
Product: cytokine induced apoptosis inhibitor 1
Exons: 9
Coding region: 55-996 (313 amino acids)
Biological process (GO): iron-sulfur cluster assembly
Cellular component (GO): cytoplasm
Molecular function (GO): iron-sulfur cluster binding
Source: RefSeq, a predicted model, not a curated record